UUGCGGGUCAAAGCCGUACGUAUCACUUUGGCGUAAACAACACCGUCGGAACUCUCUAGUCGCGAAUAAGAGAUAUAGAUAGAAAAUGAAUACAUUGACGAGAGCUCGUGUGAUUUUUACAAAAUUAAGUGUUCGAUUUCACAGUGGAAAAGUCGGUAUAAUCGGUGUACCGUUCAAUAAAGGUCAGAAAAAAGAAGGAGUAGCUCGUGGACCUGAGACAAUCAGAGCAGCGGGACUGAUAAAGGAAUUACAAGUGUUAGGGUUGGAUGUGCGUGAUUACGGUGAUGUAAAUUACGACAAAGAAGACAUACACGAUGUGAAUAAUAUGUCCCAUUUGAGCCACGUAGCUAGUUGUACCAGCCGUUUGUCCGAGUGUGUUCAGCAAGUAAUACGAGAUGACAGGCAGGUGGUGACAAUUGGCGGAGAUCAUAGCGUUGUUAUCGGCACUAUCGACGGACACAUCAAGGAGAAGCAAGAUGUGGCAGUGAUUUGGGUAGAUGCACACGCGGAUCUGAACACCAAUAAGACCAGUGACAGUGGUAACGUACAUGGAAUGCCUGCGGCACUGUUGAUUUCCGAACUGUCCGACUAUUGGCCGUAUUUACCCGGCAUGGAUUGGCAAAAGCCAAUGUUGCCCAUCAGAAACCUAGCUUACAUAGGUUUAAGAUCCGUUGAUCGUUACGAAAGAUUAGUGAUCGAGAAGCAUGGUAUCACAGCCUUUGGUAUAGAAGAUAUAGAGCAUUAUGGUAUUCACAAUGUGUUCCACAUGGCCCUCAAUAAGAUAGAUCCUCACAAUGAAAAGUCUCUACACGUCAGUUUCGACAUAGAUUCACUAGAUCCACUUGAAGCACCUAGCACUGGUACACCAGUUCGUGGAGGACUGUACCUUAGAGAAGCGAUUCAUCUUAUGGAGCAGAUAUAUAGAACCCAUAGACUGAGUGCCAUUGAUUUAGUAGAGGUCAAUCCACAAAUUGGUGAUGCACGAGACAUAAAAAUUACUGUGGAAGCAGCGAUACAUGUUAUCCAGGCAGCCUUGGGUCAUAUGAGACGUGGUUUGACAGUUCCCAAAGGUGUUACAGAUAUACCAUUACAGACAUUCCGAUAAUAUACUAUAUGUACAUAUAUAUAUAUAUAUAUAUAACAGAUAUAACCAACAAAUUUAUCAUCAACUUGCAAUAAAUAGCAUGCAUCUGUUUUAUGA
This is a messenger RNA of Harpegnathos saltator (Jerdon's jumping ant), 1201 nucleotides long. It is a transcript of the gene arg, whose product is annotated as arginase. The transcript has 7 exons. Gene Ontology annotation, molecular function: arginase activity; manganese ion binding. Lineage: Eukaryota; Metazoa; Arthropoda; Insecta; Hymenoptera; Formicidae. The record is from RefSeq and is a predicted model, not a curated record. Bases 86 to 1105 code for a protein of 339 amino acids. Gene Ontology annotation, cellular component: nucleus; cytosol; cytoplasm.